Molecule: messenger RNA, 2353 nt
Organism: Acipenser ruthenus (sterlet)
Lineage: Eukaryota; Metazoa; Chordata; Actinopteri; Acipenseriformes; Acipenseridae
Product: tetratricopeptide repeat protein 16-like
Exons: 13
Coding region: 130-1974 (614 amino acids)
Molecular function (GO): protein binding
Source: RefSeq, a predicted model, not a curated record
UCUGAAAGCAUGGAGCUGCGGCGGGAAACAUGUCAAAACUAACAUCCGAAGAACUGUUUAAAAGUAAAACAAAAAUAAAAAUCUCAAAAGGCGGGUGUCCUGGCAAAGGUUCAUCAGGACUAGCUACUGAUGGGAGAUCAGAUGGAUUUAGCAACCGAGGGAGGGAGGAAAGAAGGCUCAAGAGCUACAGAAGAGGUCAGCGAUGGCAGCAUGUUUUCUACUGCGGUCUCAGAGGAACAGUUGGAGGAGGCACGAGAGAAAUCCCGGAGACGGCUUUUUGGGUCCAGCCGCAUCUUUGAAUUAGAAGAGGACAAGAAAGACCGGUUGGAGCUGUGCGGGAGGUCCAUCAUUGAACUCCGUGCUGCAGAGCACUAUGGGAGGGGUGUGGAGGCAGUGUCCAAGGCAGAUUGGGAGAGGGCUGUGCACUUUUUCACCAAAACCAUCAAUUUGCAGCCCCAGCAGACAAGGCUGUACGUGUGCAGAGCUGAAGCCUACCUGCAACUGUGUGACUUCCAGUCCGCUGCCUUGAACUACAGGAAGGCGUCUGCUCUCGAGCCACAAUCUGAGGCCUUCCACCUACGCCUUGCAUUCAUCUUCUACCUGCAGGUGGGUAGUUCCAUUUUCUUGGCCUGUCUGGCAGCGAUUGGCCGACAUAGUGACUGUCUGCGUUUGGUGAGCAAGCGGAUAGAAACAAAAAUGGAUGACCCUGAGCUGUACAUUCUGAGUGCAAGGCUGCACCAACACUUCAACCAGUUGACCAUUUGUUUCCACGAUGUGAAGGCAGCGCUGGCGCUGGCCCCAGACAUACCAGAGGGACGGUCUCUGCUGAUGGAACUGGAAGGCAGUGCAGAGCAAGCACGGAGGCUGGCACUGAGCAGGGCUGUGGCAGGGAACCUCCAGGAAGCCCUGCAAAAGAUCAACACUGCCCUAGAGAACAACCCUGAGGAGGUCCAGUACUAUCUCUUCAGAGGGACCCUGUACCGGAGGCUAAAGGACUUCAACACUGCGAUCGAUGACUUCAUCCUGGCUCUGGAUCAGAGUGGGGGUGAGGAGGGGAGAUCCGUGCAGGCUGAGGCCCAGAGGCAGCUGCUGCUGACCUACAAUGAUUUUGCAGUGCACUGCUUCACCCGUGGCUUCUAUGAGGAGGCAGUGAUGCUGCUCAACAAGGCCAUCGGGAUGGAGAAGCGCGAGAAGGGCCUCUACAUUAACAGAGGGGACUGUUUCUUCAAACAGCGAGAGCUGGAGUUUGCCCGGGCUGAUUAUCAGCAAGCCGAGGAGCUGGACCCAUUGGACCGGAGUAUUAAGAUCCGCUUCGCAGUGGUAUACAGUACUAUGGGGCAGAGGGACUACGAGAGUGGAAGUAAAUACAUUGAAGCCUUGGAAAACUUCUCCCAUGCUAUCCAGUACAAUCCCGGUGUGUCUCAAUAUUAUGAGUAUCGGGCCAAGGCUCGCCAGAAGCUUCACGAGGAGCAUGGGGCACGGCAGGACAUCAUAAUGUCGCUGCUACUGGACCCCAGCAAUGACCAGGCUGUGCCUCUGCUUUCUCGGCUCUACCCUGGGUGCACUGUCACAGAUAUUCUAUCCAGCGAGGCUGGGGAGAUGGCCAAAAUGAAGCUGGAUGUCAGCCUCCAAGCCUGUGGCCUGUAUGAAGAUCCCUCAAGUUUUAAAAGGGACCCCCACAAACCACCGCCAAAACAUGAGAAACCAAGUGAAGAGCCUGCUGACGCAGCGGACACCGAGAAUCGCAUCGCACCGUGCAUUGGAGAUACCAACCUAUAUCAUGAAAUUAUGAGGAGUAAAAUUAAGAUAAACCGAGUUGUUAAGUGUGCACUUCAGGAGCGCCGCUCCCUGCGUUCCGAUGGCCCCAGGGUGUCUGCUCUGGCCCGGCCAGCCUCUGCGGAGCCCCCACAGGAUGCAGACAGGCCCUACCGCUGGAAGAAGUUUAACACUGCCGUAGGGCUGCAGUUCAGAUAAUUGAAGACCCAGCACACAGUUCUCUUGAUGUGUUCAGAAUAAAACACCAAAACAUUCAUAAUUCAUAUAUUCAUCUGCUAACCAUGAUAUAAAAUGGAAAAGGUAUCGGGACAGAUAUUUAUAGCAUGCUACUAAUUUACAAGGCUGUCUUAAGCAAUGGAUGCACUGGUUAACAGCCUUUUUGGUUGUGUGAUAACUGUAAAGGAACUACAGUCUGUCUUUUAUAGUAACUGAAGUUUAGAAUCUCUUAACUAGCCUCUAAUGCAUUGCUUCUGAAUCAACCUGUAAAAGGCUCCAUCUCCUACACUUUGAUAAAUAAUUAAUAUCAAAAUAUACAAUACUCACAGGAAGAAUGCAAAUUAAAGAUUAUAUCAACAUA